Messenger RNA from Nelumbo nucifera (sacred lotus), 474 nucleotides. Lineage: Eukaryota; Viridiplantae; Streptophyta; Magnoliopsida; Proteales; Nelumbonaceae. The record is from RefSeq and is a predicted model, not a curated record.
AUGGUCGGAAACAAUGGAGGUGGCGUGGAACGAGUGUCGCAGUCGCUCCAAAGGAGGUGUUACAAAGACCGAAGCAGUGAAGACGAACUAGACGACGAGAUAGAGACGUUUUUCUCCUCGAGGAGCUUCUCUUCUGAUUCCUCGGAGUCUCGUCACCUAAACAAGACAAGUUCUCGCCGGAGAUCAAAAGCCAGAGCAGAACAGAGAAGAGCAGUGAGCAAGAAUUCCGAUAUGGGAUGCUGUAUGUUUUCCACUAGGGGGAAAGUGCAGGAAAGUUUCGCAACAGUGAAGCGCUCCAGCGAUCCUUACAGUGAUUUCAGGACAUUAAUGGUGGAGAUGAUCAUCGAAAAGCAGAUAUUUGCAGCCAAGGAUCUCGAGCAGCUUCUACAGUGCUUUCCGUCGUUGAACUCCAUUCAUCAUCACAAAGUGAUCGUCGAGGUCUUCUCAGAGAUAAUGGGAAGCUCUGUUCUCUAA